Molecule: messenger RNA, 2204 nt
Organism: Vanessa tameamea
Lineage: Eukaryota; Metazoa; Arthropoda; Insecta; Lepidoptera; Nymphalidae
Exons: 2
Coding region: 105-2150 (681 amino acids)
Source: RefSeq, a predicted model, not a curated record
CAUUUUUCAGUACGGACGCGAGCGACGCGCGUGUUUUAUCAUAACAAGAACAAACAACGGUACAUUCUUUAAAGCAUUAUUAGUGAUGUGAACCAAACAACAAGAUGUCGACAGACGAGUCUGACAGCAUAACUAGUUCCCAAAUCAGGCGUUUUGGGUUGUACAGAACCAUCGAUGCCAAGACGGAAGAAUUUCUAAGGCUAUCUAGGAAGAGGCAAUUGAGACAGGGUUGCGCUUGCGCGGCUAUUUCCACGACGAUAACCGUUACCGUUGUAGUUAUAGUUCUAGUAAUCUACGAAUAUAUGAUUGCAGUAGAAACAAGUUUUGUACAAGAAAAAAGACCUUUUAAUAAAACAAAAUACAUUAAUAAAGAUCUACCAAUAGCUGACAGACUUGAUAGAAACUUUUUUGGAUUUGAUCAAGAUUAUUAUGAGAGAAUGCCGCUUCUCAUCAAUGCUUUACAAGAUAUAAGCCACACAGAAUCAGAAACGCGUAUUCGUUCUCAAAGGAAAAAACAGUUUUCUAAAAGUUAUACCAUUAAGCCGCGGUUAACUACAGUUUUAAAUAGAUUUGUAAGAAAAACUAGUCCUAAACCCUUCAUAUUCGAGUACAGAAGUCCAUAUCCAAUGCCUUUUACAAAGGUUAACACUAGCCCAAGCAAUUGGAUGGAACAAUAUCGCAAUGCUCAAAGACUAAAAAACCUACAUGAUGUAGUCAAAUACCUAGAAAAAACAUUAAAUGCUAAGUUUGGAGAUAUUUAUGUACCAACAAGAGCACAAAUAGCAUUGUCAGAAAUGUAUGUGGGACCCGUUGAAACGAAAGAAAUUAAUGUCAAACAAAAAACAGUGACACAUAAUUCUCCACAGUCUAAUCAUUACACGGAUCCUUUACACAUUUUUAGGCCGAACAAUCCAGGAGAAAUUAAUUUAUUAGCAGAUGGAUUUAGAUUCGCACCAACCUUUGUUUCAAAAUUUAAUGAACAGAAUACAGAAAUUAAGCACCCUGACGCCUCGAAACAAAGUUGUGUAGGAACAAAAUGUUUGACCUUUAAUAAGAAUAUCCCUAAGAGGGUUGAGCUUUCUAGUGCUGAAGAAGUUCUAAGUACUACUUCAACGAAAUUAAAUAAUAAUAAACUAAAAUCGCUUGUUAUGUUUAAUUUGUUUCCCAUCAAUAAGUCUAUUUCUCAAGAUACGCUUUAUAAAAAUGAAAUAGAUCAAAUUUAUAUAACUACAUCAAAACCUCUAUUUAAAUUUAAAAGAAAAUCUACUGUGCCCUUAAGGCGUAUAUCAUACCGAAGGAAAAAAAGACCAACAUUAUUAAAAGAUAGAAAUAAAAACAAGUUUAUUUCUCAAGUAAAUAAUGAGAAAAAUAUGACUACACAAUACUUUAAUCAUCACACUACAAUGGAAAAUAAUAAUGACGCAAUAAAUAUCAAUGAGCCUAGCAAAAAUUACUUUGAAGAUACGACCAGCUCAGUCAUCGAAGCAACCUCUGUAAACAGCCACAUUAUUAGUUAUCCAAAAUUAAAUUAUUCAGAUAUUGAAGAUUAUCACAUGGGAAGCUCAGGUGUAAUUCCUGUUGAAUAUGGAAGACCUCCAAUAUAUUCUGUAGUCACACCCAUAAUACCGCUAUCUGAACUUUUCAUGUCCACUACGGAAACCAUUACAACUAUUCCUCCUAAUAUUAUACAAUUUAGUCCUGAGGACGCUAAAGUUCCAGAUCACUAUUUCAAUAUAAGAAAGUCUGACAUAGACGAAGUCACAGAGAGUGAGAUAAAUAAUUGGAACGAUUCGGAAAGUACCGUGAUAAAUAACGAUGAGUUUGAACCUAAUACACUUAUAGUAAAACUAAGAAAUAUGAUUGAAGCUACCUCUAAAGAAAAUACAGCCGAUGAAAAUUCUACUACUGAAAGUUCUGAAACAAUAGAAGAAGAAAAUACUUACACAACAAUUGAAACUUAUGUUCCACAGAUAAAUGGACACUACAGAGACGUGAAACAUAAAAGUUUGAUAAGUUUAUUGCAAGAGAGUUCUGAAAAAUAUAGAAAAAAGAGAAUCGAAAGUUUAUUAACGACACGAAAUCCGACAUAUGUUCCUAUGUACGUCGAAAUCAAACGAAAUAGAAACAAUACGACUAGUAAACAAAAUUAAAAAAUUAAAUAUAUAUAAAUGAGAUGCAGAAAUGUUUUCGAUGGCCCACCGAUU